Messenger RNA from Helobdella robusta, 615 nucleotides. RefSeq lists its product as hypothetical. The record is from RefSeq and is a predicted model, not a curated record. NCBI's taxonomy places the organism in Eukaryota, Metazoa, Annelida, Clitellata, Rhynchobdellida, Glossiphoniidae. The transcript has 5 exons. The coding region runs from base 1 to 615 and encodes 204 amino acids.
AUGUCGGCGCAAAAAAAAUUUUGGCUGAAACUUCGGCCGAAACAAGAUUAUUUGGUACUGGCUGAAGCUGGACCUUCGACUACCGCACUGCGUUGCAAAUAUAACAAUUUACAGAUUUGCGUUGCCAAUUCAACGAUCUACAGCACUGCGUUUUAUGUAAAUAUUAUAACAAUACCAAAAUUGAGGUUGGUUUGCAGCGACGUUUGCCAACGAACCGCCCACAAUCAGUAUAAAUGCACGUGCAGACAUGGACGAGUUUUAUCACCUGAUGGGAAAACAUGUUCAACUGAUGUUCACGUUCCUGCCAUAUAUUUAGCAAGCAAUACAUUUCUUACACGUCUGAUAAUUGAUAAUAUAGGAUCUGAUAGUUUUGAAAAAAUCAACAACAUCCGGUUUAACGGCUUGACUUCUCUGUCAUUUGACCCAAUUACUUAUUCAAUUUAUUUUUCCGACACUUCACUUAAUGAAAAUCUUCCCAAUGUUGACGACAUGUUUGGUCAGCAUAAUUCAAUUGUAAAUCCUGAGCACGAAAACAACGAAUUGAUAAACAACAAUCGGGAUGAUAAUAUGGAUGAUGUUAUUGGACUUGUUCAUUUAGAAACCUUGGUUAUGUAA